Messenger RNA from Eremothecium gossypii ATCC 10895, 903 nucleotides. RefSeq names its product Gtt3p (gene GTT3). Bases 1 to 903 code for a protein of 300 amino acids. The transcript has a single exon. Lineage: Eukaryota; Fungi; Ascomycota; Saccharomycetes; Saccharomycetales; Saccharomycetaceae. Gene Ontology annotation, cellular component: membrane. The record is from RefSeq and is marked provisional.
AUGACGGCCACGCUACAACACCUCAAGAAAUUCGAGCUUGCCCUACUCGCAGAAAAGUUGAAAAUCAAGCACCCGGCGAAGCUGAAUAAGCCGGCGCUUGUGGCGCUCAUCCAGGAGCACUUGCGGGCAUUGAAGGAGCCACUCGAUGUGCUUGAGUAUCCCGAACUCAGCGAGUAUUAUGACAGCGCGGGCGAGUCGGAAGGCGAGACGGACGCAGAGAUUUCCGGGGAGGAGGACGGCGACGAGUCCGGGGAGGACGCGGACUCGGCCGGGGAGCAGGAGGGCGAGUCCGGGUUGCAAUGGUUUUCCAAACUCCGGUUUGACAAAAUGCGCCCGGCCAGUUCGCAGUUCAGCUUCCAGUUUCACGAGCUUCUAACUGAUGUACAGUCCAACAUUGCGGACGUGAACGAGUCGAUACAGGACACGCUUUCCACCAUACCAGCGAUCAGCGCCAUCUUCUACGCGCUUGAGGCGUACAUGUAUAUCAUCCAGCCAUUUUUCUCGUUCGACUGGAGCCGGCGGCCAUACUUUGUGCACUGCACGCUAUCCCACACGCAGCUAAUAUCGCUACUUGCGUUCUGGGGCACCUUUUCGUUCUGUGUGCCUGCUGUCGCGGCAUACUAUAUCAACUUCAUCAGGUACGAUCUCCCCCAGGUGGAGAUCGACCCGCUAGUGUUCCACGUCACCAAAUCCCUACUCGCCCUCUUCGUGGGCCACUACUGGAGACCUGGCUUGGUGAGCGAAGCAACAUACGUCGUAAAGGAUUCCUUUGGGCGCGCCAAAUUCUCAGAACUUAUCCGCCAUGGCCUGGCCUUUGCUCAACUCCAGUGGGCGCUUAAUCUACAACAAUGGCCUCUAAUAUUCGGUAUCACUGGAGUAAUACUGUGCUUAUACGUCCUAUGA